AUGGCAUCUGCAUCGCCACUUUCUCCGACGUUCUACGGGCACAUCGCCUCUACGCAGGACGCUCUACUUCUCUUCGAAGCUUGUUUGAGUGGCGCCCUCAAUCACGUCGCUAGGCGUCCCCACGACCGUGAAAGAGUGAGCCUGAUCAAGAGCGGGAAUGUCUUCAUCUAUGAGGAACAUUCUUCUGGCAUAAAGCGGUGGACAGACGGCGUGCCAUGGAGUCCGAGUCGAAUACUGGGCAACUUCCUUGUAUACCGCGAACUGGAACGUCCUUUUCCCCCAGGAGAGAAGAAGAGAGCCAUGAAACGCAGCAAACGGUCUCCAGGAAUUGGAAAACAGGAGCCAUUUGGAACCGCCGCUUCGAGCUUCGAUGCACCAACCUCAAGUUCUCUUAGCAAGGAAACAGAACGAUCGCUGAUCGGAUCUCUCGUCGAUUCCUACGGCUUCAAAGAAGAAGGCCUUGUUAAGAAGACUGUGAGCGUUACAGUCGGGGGUGUUUCACAUCACUUGGUCUCAUAUUACACCGUGGCCGAUGUCAUGAACAACAAGUUCACCACGCCGUCGAAAGACCCAAGAUUUCAGCAUGUAACUCCACGUGCCGAUCUCAUCACCAAGCAGAAUUUUCGCACGCCCAUUGACGAGGUGGACUCGAUGGAUCGGAUCGAUGAC
This is a messenger RNA of Hyaloscypha bicolor E, 669 nucleotides long. RefSeq lists its product as uncharacterized. Lineage: Eukaryota; Fungi; Ascomycota; Leotiomycetes; Helotiales; Hyaloscyphaceae. The transcript has 2 exons. The record is from RefSeq and is a predicted model, not a curated record. The annotation marks the transcript as partial. Gene Ontology annotation, molecular function: DNA binding.